UGGACCAAGAAACACGCGGCGCCACGCCAGGAAGCCACCCUGCUAUAUAUACAUCCCCAGUGCUCACCACCUUCAGUCUUCUGCUCAGUCAGCCUCAGGACACAGCCCAGAGAUGAUGCGUGUGGCGGUCGUGGUUUUGCUGGCGGCGGCGGCGGCGGUGGUGGUGGCCAGGCCGGAGGCUGAGGCCGAGGCUGAGGCCAAGGCCGAGGCCAAGCCUGUGGCAGAAGCAGAGGCUGAGGCAGACGCUGACCCCGAGGCUGGCUACCUGCCGUACCACGGGCCGCGCUGCUACCCCAAGACCCACUACGUCACCGACUACAGGACGGAGGUGCAGAAGGUGCCCGUGUACUCGACGCUGGUGAAGCACCAGAUCGUGCCCAAGACCCUGUUCCAGCCCGUGUACAAGACCAUCCACAACACGCAGUACCAGACCGAGUACGUGCCCAAGUACAUCACCGAGACCGAGUACAAGACCAACCUGAAGUACGUGACGCAGCACCAGACGGUGUACCACACGCAGCACAACACCCAGUACGUCACCACCACCCACCUGGUGCCGCAGUACAUCACCAAGAACCUGCAGCACACCCAAUACGUCACCGAGACCCAACACCAGGUGGUGCACAAGACCGCCUACCUGCCCAAGUACGUCACCAGCACCCUCGUCCAGUACCACACCCAGUACGAGACCCAGGUGGAGCCCGAGUACGUCACCGUCACCAAGGAGCGCCACACUUACAAGACUGUGUGCCCCGUGGUGCCCGUCGCCCACCCCGUGGCUCCCAUCGCGCCCAUCAACCCCGGCUACGGGUACGGCUACGACUACUAAGCGACACACCACCAAGAUCACACCACAAGCCCGCGAGACGUCUCUGGCCCGUCCUUAUCCCUUCCCUCACUCCACUUCCUUCCGCUGUAAGCUCAUGGUGUCUCCCCUUAGCAGUGUACAUAUACUACAGGCGUAGGGAGGAGCCCGUGUAAAUACUGUGUUUUGAUACAGGCUCGGGAGUUCAGCGAAGUCACCUUUACUCUUAUUCUUUGUAUAUUCUUUGCCAACAAUAAAAUGAUGUACCAAUCGA
Messenger RNA from Eriocheir sinensis (Chinese mitten crab), 1079 nucleotides. RefSeq lists its product as uncharacterized. The record is from RefSeq and is a predicted model, not a curated record. Lineage: Eukaryota; Metazoa; Arthropoda; Malacostraca; Decapoda; Varunidae. The transcript has 3 exons. The coding region runs from base 113 to 829 and encodes 238 amino acids.